Cyphomyrmex costatus is the source of this 2231-nucleotide messenger RNA. RefSeq names its product myosin light chain kinase, smooth muscle. The transcript has 8 exons. The record is from RefSeq and is a predicted model, not a curated record. The annotation marks the transcript as partial. Gene Ontology annotation, biological process: protein phosphorylation; intracellular signal transduction; positive regulation of apoptotic process. Gene Ontology annotation, cellular component: nucleus. Gene Ontology annotation, molecular function: ATP binding; protein serine/threonine kinase activity; protein binding. NCBI's taxonomy places the organism in Eukaryota, Metazoa, Arthropoda, Insecta, Hymenoptera, Formicidae.
UUAGAUGAUGUAAUAUACGCUGGAAAAUACGAAGUCUCAAUUAAAAAUCUAUUAAGCAAAGAUCGAAGAUUCUUUAGCUUAGCUGUGGAAGGUCCACCUGAACAAAUCACGGAUAAACCAAGUGUAAACUUCAACGCUGGUGAAAUCACGAUCGUUUGGCGUUCACCACUGUACAAUGGAGGUUGCAUCGUGAUCGGAUAUAUUGUGGAAGCAAAACGUGCUAGUGAAAACACGUGGACAGUAAUCAUCGAGUCUAGUCAUUCGCUGAAUCACACAGUAGCCACAAUUGGAAGGAAUUCCGUGAUACCGGAUGAAAAUUAUUAUUUCCGUAUCCGAGCUAAAAAUAUCUACGAACACAGUGAUCCUGGCAUGAAGUCUGAUCUUGUUAGAAUUCCAAAACAAGAAGAAGCAAUGCUUCAAGAAGAAAAAGACGAAUUUGAGCCAAGCUUUGAAGCUCGUUUGGUAGUACCGGAAGAGGGCAAACUUUUUGGCGAAAAAUACGACGUUCUCGAAGAACUAGGAAAAGGCCGAUAUGGUGUAGUGAGAAAAGUCAUCGAACGACCAACAGGCAUGAAUUUUGCUGCUAAGUUUAUCAAAACGAUGAAAGCGAAAGACCGCGAACAAGUCCGCGAAGAAAUUAAAAUUAUGAACGCAUUAAGGCAUCCUAAGCUUCUGCUACUGACUGCUGCUUACGAAAAACCUCGUGAAACUGUGCUAAUCACAGAAUAUAUUUCAGGUGGAGAAUUGUUCGAAAGAGUAGUAGCCGACGACUUUACCCUAACCGAAAGGGAUAGCAUUCUUUUUAUGAGGCAAAUUUGUCAGGGAGUGGAAUAUAUGCACCAAAAUAAAAUCGUACAUCUAGAUUUGAAACCGGAAAAUAUAAUGUGUCGUACGCGAACUUCUCAUCAGAUUAAAUUAAUUGAUUUUGGAUUGGCACAGACUUUAAAAUCUGAUACACCGAUCAGAGUACUUUUUGGCACACCAGAAUUUAUUUCACCAGAAAUUAUAAGUUACGAACCCAUCGGUACUGAAUCAGAUAUGUGGAGUGUUGGUGUAAUUUGUUACGUUCUAUUGACCGGUUUGUCGCCUUUCAUGGGAGACAAUGAUGCCGAGACUUUUGCUAACAUCACACGAGCGGAUUAUGAUUUGGACGACGAUGCUUUCGAUGCUAUUUCAAAUGACGCAAAGAACUUUAUCAGCGGUUUAUUUAUUAAACGAAAAGAAUUACGAAUGUCAGCCACGCAGUGCUUGAAACAUCCAUGGAUGGCACAACAUACUACGGCUAUGAGCAGAAUAGUCUUGCCGACAGAAAAACUAAAGAAAUUUAUCAUACGGAGAAAGUGGCAGAAAACAGGAAAUGUCAUUCGCGCAUUAGGAAGAAUGGCAAUUCUUUCGGCACAAAAUAGACGUAGUCCCACAGCAGAGUCGGCACUUACACUUGAACAACGAUUCGAUAACAUCGAAACACAAUACUCUGAUGAAAUUAAAUCAAUCCAUACUGCUGUUAAUAAUAAAGGUACGGAACGUAUUGAAACAAGCAUGAAAGAGAACUCUGCCCAAGCGGAAUCACAGACAAAAUUGUAUUCCACGUGUGUGACGGAAAUAAAUAUGGCAAUACAAGAAACAUUGCUGGAGGAAGCAAGCAGCUUAAGUAAUUUUCCAAAACAGGUUAACACUGAAAAAGACAUUCAGAAAUUAGAUACCAAAUUAAUAACAAGAGCGGAAGACAUUUUACAAAACGUCACGGCGCAACUAAAAAUUUUAGUAAAAGAAAAUAAGGAAAGCGACAAAGGAGUAACCGAUAAACUUUCUGACAAUGAGAUGGAACAACAAAUGACUUUAAAAUUGCAGACAUUGUGUAAAGUGUUUCAAGGCGAUUCGCGCGAUUCUGGAAUAAGUGAUUGCAGUUCAAACCUAAGUUCUUCAUUGCAAGUAGAUGAACUUGGAAUAAUGUCAACUAUCAAAGAAGAAAUAGAUUACGAGAUUUACAACCGAGAAGGUAAACGAAUAUUGAAAGAAGAAGAAAAUCAACGAAAUUCAACGGCCGAAAUCUUGGAAAGUUUAGUACAGGGCAACAAAACUCUUCCUUGCGAUACGGAAAUUACUGCGAACUAUGACAAGGUAGCUACAAAGAGUGACAUGACUAAAGCUUCGUGUGAAACUAAUCCUGUGCAGAAAGGUGUGUGUAAAUGUAAUUAAUUUUAAAUUAUAUAAUAAUUCUUUGAUAACAA